Conger conger (European conger) is the source of this 1772-nucleotide messenger RNA. Its product is annotated as proepiregulin-like. The record is from RefSeq and is a predicted model, not a curated record. Gene Ontology annotation, biological process: epidermal growth factor receptor signaling pathway; positive regulation of cell population proliferation; positive regulation of mitotic nuclear division. The coding region runs from base 92 to 553 and encodes 153 amino acids. Lineage: Eukaryota; Metazoa; Chordata; Actinopteri; Anguilliformes; Congridae. The transcript is spliced from 5 exons.
AUCGUCGCAUACCUACCUGCCCACAUUCUGUGCGUCCUUUCAUGCUGGCACUGACCGCCUGUCAGACACAACGUACAUAACCCACGCGACAAUGAAAGGAUUAACAGCGACUUUUCUCUUGCCGUUCUAUGGUCUACUGCUAUUAUGGGGCAACAAGGCCGAAUCCACAAAUCCCUCUCCUUCCUGCGGCCCCAACUGCUCGACAUCAGGUGUCACUGCCGUCCCUGUAGGUUCCACUACACGAAAGGGCCAUGUGAUGAUCCAGAAGUGUAACUCCAGCAUGGAGGACUACUGCUUCCAUGGAGAGUGCAUGUUCCUGGUGGACUUAAAUGAGCACAACUGCAAGUGUGAGCGAGGCUAUUCAGGUCACAGGUGUGCUCUGCUGUCUCCAGUGAUUCUGCCCUUGAGUGAAGAGAGUCUGAUCCUCACGGUGGUGUGUGUGUCCUUAACCAUCAUUGGCAUCACAGGAGGCGCCUACUUCCUCUACAGAUGGCAUAAGAAGAAUACUGGCCCACCCAGACAGAAGGAGUAUCAGGAAGUGCAGAUGGCAUGAUUAGCGCAGUGGACUGCAGCCCACUUGGAUACUAUUGCAACUUCGCUGCCUGAUUGGCUAGAUGGACAAUAUUAUGACUGAUCCCUGUCGGGUAAAUUUUACCAACACUCCCCUUAUUGGGAAGAAUAUUGUAAAAAGUGUGUUCGUAGAGAUGAGCGGUAUUUAUAAUUGGUAUUUAAAACUGUUGCAUUCGAGCAAGGUAGCUGGAAUCACUUGCUAGUACGCUGUCAAUUGUGUGUGUGUGUAUGUGUGUGGUGUGUGUUCUUGAAGCAAUUUUAUCUCUUCCACAUUUUGUGUUUAAAAUGAUUACUAUUUUGUAAUAUACAGUAGAUAUUUAUAACAGGAUCAGUGUUAAAUUUGGUGUUGAGAGAAGAGAGGUUUUUGAGGAUUUUAAGUUAUAAUUCCGGAAUAUCAAUGAAAUACGCAUUUUUGUGAUUGUACGCCCUGUCUUAGUGGAUUUUGUGAGGAGUAUGCAAAAAUGCAAGAAAUUGUUUUGAGGUUUUUUUUUAAACAAAAAAAAAAAUUCUAAAAAAAAAAAAAAAAAAAGGUUUAUUUGCACUGAGACACUGAUCUUUACAGCCUCAGUCAGGGAAGGGUAACUUAUUUGUGAGUUUAAUAGUGUGUGUAAAAGGCCAAACCCUGCAGAAUGUACAAUGUGAAGAAAAAGGGACUGAGCCAUAUCUCAGAGAAAACGCUUACUCGGAUGCAUGUCAAUUUAUUGAAUGUCUUUUUUUGUUAAUUGCACAAAAUGAAUGACUGACAUGGACUGAUUUUAUAUGGGUGACUAGACCUUUCGCUGCCCAUCCCAGAAUUGUUUGAGCCAAUCAAAAGCCAGCCCUUGCCCCUUCCCCCAUAAGCCAUAUGCAAAUUCAACACACAGGCCUGCCUCCUCUGACUGCAGCCAGAAGGUGGAGCCAUUUUGUAAAACAUUUGAAUCAAUCCUUGGGUCCAUUUGACCUGUGAAUCUUAUUAUUGGUACAUUUAUAUUUACCCCCUUAUUGGGGGGAAAAAACGGUACACUGAAAAUAAUGGAUUAGCUGUAUGACUCUAAUGGUUCUGGUUCUCAGUGAUAUUUGUGUAGUUCUUAAGCGGAAUGUGUCAUUUUCUCUCUUGAAGAUUCAACAAUAUUUUUAUUUAUAUAAUAUAAAAAUAUACCAAAAAAAUAUAUACUCUAGCCUUUUUGUAUUUGUAUGAAAAUUCCAUUAAAAUGCUUCCUGUA